AUGGACCUUUCCAGACCCCGAUGCAGACAUUGGAGGGAGCUGGUUCUCCUAGCCAGUCUACUGGCCUGUGGGACCCGCCAAGCCUACAGUCAAAUCUCCAUAGACCCAGAAUCACUCUUAGGAAUCAAGGGAUUUCGGACAGUCCUGGUCCUCCAGAAUGUCACCCAGGAUGUUCAAGAAUACAGCUGGCACCGAGGCGCAAAUGACACUGCGGAAAAUAUGAUUGUCAGCUACAAACCUCCCUCCGAUACCUGGCAGUCUGGGCCCAUGUUCAGUGGACGGGAGAACGUGACCAGGACAGGUAGCCUGGUGAUCAGGAGGUCUGCAUUAAAUGACACAGGGAAUUAUACCGCGAGGGUGGACCUUGGCAACAGGACCGAGAAAGCAACAGGCUGCCUCAGUAUUCAAGAGUUGGAAAAGAAGCCGGACAUCUGGGCUAACGCCAGCUCUGUGGUAGAAUAUAUGGAUCCUGUGGCCGCCAUUUGCUACACCAAUGCCACCAAUGUCAACUGGUAUGUGGAGUACACACGGGUAUCCAGCAAUGACCGGAUGACAGUCUCCCCGGACCUCAAGACCCUCAUCAUCCACAGGGUCAGCCGCUAUGACAGAACACUUCAGUGUGAAACAGAAAGCAUUCCAGAGUUUCCUCGGAGAAGUGAACCUCUCUCUCUCUCCGUGGACUAUGGGCCAGACAAAGUGCAGCUGAGAACCAGUCACAUCAUCUUAAAUGGCAUCUUGUCUGCUAAGAUCGGCUCCGAAGUGCACAUGGAGUGUAACGCCAUUUCCCGACCCAGUCCCAAGUACCACUGGACCCACAACGGCUCCCUCGUGAGCCUCUCAGGGGCAAAAAUCAUCCUCCCAAGUCUGUCCUGGGAGCAGAUGGGCAGAUACAGAUGCAUCGUGGAGAACCCCAUGACUCAGCUGACCAUGUACAGGGAAUUUCAGAUCCAGGUGCAUAGAUCAGAGCACAGUCAUGUUGUGAACAGAGGCUUCUACAUCUCAGGAGCCAAAGUGGUGUGGCUCAUCGUGAUAACAGUCCUUAGCAGCAUCUAUCUCUGCGGAAUCCUGAUCUACAUCUUGAUCAGCCACCUCUCCACCAGGAGGCAGAGAGGGACUUGAAGAUGUUAUACUCAUGGCCUUGAAGACAGAGACCUGGGUCACGAACGGAGGGAUACAGAUGCUCCUGGAAAAAGCAAGAAAAUGCCUUUCUCCCCUGGAGCCUCCAGAAGGAACUCAGUCCUGCCUGCCAACGCCUUGGUUUUAACCCAGUGAAAACUUGUGGACUUGGAUUUGUGACCUCUGGAACUGUAAGAUGAUAAAUGUAUGCUGUUGGAAGCCACUAAAUGUGUGCUGGUUCAUGACAGCAGCAUGCUGUCCCCGCCCUUGAUGCUCUGCUGCUCCCCGCCCU
Puma concolor (puma) is the source of this 1408-nucleotide messenger RNA. It is a transcript of the gene CEACAM18, whose product is annotated as CEA cell adhesion molecule 18. Lineage: Eukaryota; Metazoa; Chordata; Mammalia; Carnivora; Felidae. The record is from RefSeq and is a predicted model, not a curated record.